UCCACCGGAAAAUUGGGAUUGCCGUAUCAACAAACCCUAAUAGAUUAUUUCGUGUGGUCACCUCGUGGUAAGAGACAGCAUACGUUGUCUGAGAAGUACUUGUAUUGGGGACACAGAAUCGAUUGUCCUGGCAAAAACUGCGAGACCUGUGCUGGCUUGGGUCACCAGGAAUCUAGUCUCAGGUGUGCACUUGAAGAAGCCAUGUUUCUUAACAGGACCUUUGUAAUGCCUUCUGGAAUGUGCAUCAAUCCAAUACAUAAUAAGAAAGGUAUACUCAAUCGAUCCGAUAACAAAACUACUCAGGAAGGUUGGGGAGGGAGCUCUUGUGCAAUGGACUCCUUGUAUGAUAUUGACCUCAUAUCUGAGAAGAUACCUGUUAUAUUGGACAACUCCAAAACUUGGCAUAUUGUUCUCUCCACAAGUAUGAGGUUGGAAGAAAGAGGGAUCGCGCAUGUUCGCGGAGUCAGUCGACACAGGCUAACAGAGAGUCACUACUCAAAUCUCUUGAUCAUUAAUCGAACCGCAAGUCCUCUUGCAUGGUUCGUUGAAUGCAAAGAUAGAAGCAAUCGUAGCGCUGUCAUGCUUCCAUAUUCUUUUCUCCCUAAUAUGGCAGCUUCAAAUUUGAGAAACGCCGCAGAGAAGAUAAAAGCACAACUUGGUGAUUAUGAUGCCAUCCACGUUCGUCGAGGGGACAAACUGAAAACCAGAAAAGACAGAUUCGGAGUUGAAAGGAUUCAGUUUCCUCAUUUAGACAGAGAUACUCGCCCGGAGUUCAUCCUUCGUAGGAUAGAGAAGCGGAUCCCACGAGGGAGGACUCUUUUUAUUGGUUCUAAUGAGAGAACUCCUGGGUUUUUUUCUCCUCUCGCCGUCAGGUACAAACUGGCUUAUUCAUCGAAUUUUAGCGAGAUUUUGGAUCCUAUAAUCAAGAAUAAUUACCAGUUAUUCAUGUUGGAGAGACUGGUAAUGAUGGGAGCCAAAACAUACUUCAAAACUUUUAAAGAGUAUGAAACAGAUCUUACCUUAACUGAUGAUCCCAAAAAGAACAAGAACUGGGAAAUACCAGUGUACACCAUGGAUGAAAGAAAAGAAGAAGCGAGCUAAAGUUUCUGCCUAAUCUACUCAAGGUGGUUCCAGACGUAGUAUUAUUACUUCCCAAGUACUUGUAGGUAAAGGCUAAAUCAUUGUAUGUGUAAAUGCAUUAAGAUCUGUGUUUUUGAAUUCUCGAAGUUACUGAUAUGUAAGCUAGUCUUAUCACUUCCCACGUUCUUUUGUAGUCAAGCUAAAAUCAUUUUAUGUGAAAACAAGAAAAGAGUAAAAGAGUUUUUUCGUGCUUCCAAGCAAGUUUUGAGUGAAUGCAUUAAGAUCUGUGUUUUUUUUU
Molecule: messenger RNA, 1378 nt
Organism: Camelina sativa (false flax)
Lineage: Eukaryota; Viridiplantae; Streptophyta; Magnoliopsida; Brassicales; Brassicaceae
Cellular component (GO): Golgi apparatus
Source: RefSeq, a predicted model, not a curated record